UGCGAUGGCGUAUGCUACUUGUCUAAGCUGGUACAACAACAACAAGAAGAAGCAACAAGCGAAGCUUGGCUGCCAGUGCAGCACCCAAACUCGGCAGGCGCUGGCAGGCGCGCAAGAGGAUCAGCAGCAGCAGCAGGAGGAGGAAGAGGAGAAGGACGUGGCGCCCAUGUAUGCGUGGCUCUCUGAGGUGCGAUGCCCAAGAAUGAGUUCUGACAGGAUAUUAGCUUUGUGGACAUUAACACUCCACGGACUGCUGGCGACGAUAAACCCUGAAUUAGGAGCUGGAAAAGAGUCUGCGUGUUCGAUUGUCAUCCAUGACCUGACUCACGGCCAUAUCUCCUCAAAGGAACUGCCGCACAGGAACGCCUUGAACUGUGUGUGGACGGUGCUUAACCCUGAUCCCGCUGUCUACUCAAUAUUUCUAAGGGCCACAACUGCCAAUGCGAAGAUUUGCAACAGCAUCAGCGUAAAAGUCAAUUCCCUGGAUUACAAUCAGCAAAAGGACAAUCAGACCGCUCACGGAGCGGACUAUGGAGACGUCAUGGAGCUGUGUGACUCUGAAUCUUACAAGCACCCGCUUUUCACUUGGUGGGAUUACAAACACUCGGUGCAGGUGAGAAUUGGCAUUUCCCAGGCCGGGCCCUCUCGACAUUGGAAGACUUUGACUCCGGCAAGUGUCAAAAAGAUGUGGUCCACGCUGGAUAGAAAUGGAGAAGCAGUGGUGGAAAUUGUCUUUCUCAACACGGUGCAGCCGAACGAGUCAAGCUGCCGCGUGAUCUGCGACUGGCUGGAAGGCUGCCUCGCCUCUGGUGGAGCCCAAUGGGAAUGUACAGUUGGACAAGUGCCUUGCAAGUGCCAACCCGUGGAGAUCCCUUCCGCAUCGGAUCGUUUGCCGUGCGAAACACCAGCGGGCCACAGAGACAUUGGAUGCAGCUACUACGAGAGUGACAGUCCUUUGCCAGACCCUUUUGCUGUCAACAUGGAAGAAGCCGGGUGGAGCGCCUGGUCCCCGUGGAGUCCCUGCUCACGCACGUGCUCCGGCGGUGUCCAGUUGCGCAUCCGCACUUGCCUCCCUUCUGCCCGGCCUGGAAGCGCCCCGUCGUUCUGCCCGGGAAAUGAUGAACAGGGCCGGGAAUGCAACAAGCACAAGUGCCACAGUGUUGCGGGCGCAGGUGUCGCGGGCGCAGGAGAGGAGUGGUCCGAGUGGAGCGUGUGCUCCUCGUCGUGCGGCGAGGGCUCCCAGGUGCGAGCCCGUGUCUGCCUCGCAUCGUCCAAGUCGGCCGCGUGCUCCGGGCCGCUCCGCGAGAUCCGCGUCUGCGACAGCUCCUCCGUGUGUCCCGUGCACGGAGUGUGGGGGGAGUGGUCCCCGUGGUCCCUCUGCUCCUACACGUGUGGCCGGGGCCUGCGCACUCGCAUGCGCCACUGCUCCGUCCCCCAGCACGGGGGGAGCUCCUGCGAGGGGCCCUACAACCAGACCAAGGUUUGCAACAUCGCCCUCUGCCCUGUAGAUGGGCAGUGGGCAGACUGGUCCAAGUGGAGCGCCUGCUCCGUGACGUGCGAGAACGGCACGCAGCAGAGGAGCCGCGAGUGCGUGGGGCCCAUCUACGGAGGCACGGAGUGCGUGGGUGCCGGGACCGAGAACAGGCGGUGCGACAACAACCUCUGCCCAGUGGACGGCCGCUGGGGCGUGUGGGCGGCUUGGGGGGAGUGCUCCGCCACCUGCGACGGUGGCCUGCGGUGGCGACAGCGCAAGUGCUGGGGCCCCUUCCACGGCGGCCGCCUGUGCCAGGGCGGCGACAAGGAGCCUGCCAACUGCACCAACCCGAGAUGUCCAGAGCCCUAUGAGAUGUGUGCCGAAGAGGUGAGCGCUUCCAUCUUGUGGAAGGAGACUGAAGCCCAGAGUGUAGCAGUGAGCCGAUGUCCACCAGAUGCCACAGUGAGCUUCGACUAUUUUGCAGGUGUGGUGAGGAGGAAAUGCUCACUGUCUGAGAAUGGAACUGCGUUGUGGGAAUAUCCAAGUUUUUCCAAGUGCAUCUCCCUGGAACUGCAGACAGUCCUCCAAUCGCUGAGAUACCACCGCAGCAAGCGUCUGUGGGCGCCCUCACUCGCGGACGGCCUGUCCCAGACGAGCCGCGAGCUGGCCGAGGCGUCGCAGGGGCAAGUCCUGUACGGCGGAGACGUCCUCGCCUCGCUCGACAUCCUGCGCAAUGUCAGCGACACCUUCCGGCGAGCGCCCUUUCAGCCGUCCAGCGACGACAUCCAGAAUGUGCUUCAGUCGUACAGUAACUUGGUCGCGGAUGUCCACAGGGAGCACUGGGAGGACACGUCAGAGAUUUAUUCUGCAAUUUCUAACUUCAUGGACAUGCUGGAAGGUUUUUUGCACAUGAUAGGAGAGGGGAUGAAAUAUUACUACGACUCGUACUUUGUAAAGGAGAAUUUGGUGGUCGGAGUGAGCAAGCUGUCGGCCGCGGACGUGGCGGGAGACGUUGUGUUCCCGGUGAAGGGCCGGCGCGGCAUGCCGGACUGGGUGCGAGCCUCAAACGACCGCGUGCUCAUCUCGCGCAGCUCGUUCGCUCGCGCGUCUGCCGCAGAAUCGCCGGUGUUUGUCGUGGGAAUUGUGAUCUACAAACAUCUGGAAACCUUCCUACCCAAACCAAGGAACAACACGAUAGUGCAGUCUCGGAUCAUUUCGGUGAGCAUGAACCCCGCUCCGGACGUUGUCAGGCUCGAACUGGACUUCAGCCAUACGGCUAACGGUACAAACUCAUACUGUGCUUUCUGGGACCCGGUAAACAUUGGAUGGAGUGGUGCUGGGUGUAAGACCAUGUUCAGCGAUGCUUUCAGAACCAAGUGCCGUUGCGAGCAUUUCUCAAGCUUCACUAUUUUGGCGCAGCCUGGCUUUAAAACGAAGAUUAAUCGCAGCAGGUCGCUGUCACUGACCCUCAUCGUCGGAUGCAGCUUUUCCUCCCUGGCACUCAUUCUGCUCAUGAUCGUUCACUUUACCUUCUGGAGGUCUGUCAAAUCCGACCGCAGCCUGCUGCUCUUCAACUUCUGCAUUUCAAUAAUAUCCUCCAAUAUAUUGAUUCUGAUUGGAGAGACGCAAACCUACAACAAGGUGACGUGCACCGUCGUGGCAGUGUUCCUGCAUUUCUUCUUCCUCGCCUCCUUCUGCUGGGUGCUCACGGAGGCCUGGCAGUCCUUCAUGGCAGUGCGCGGGGUGUCCAUGAAGAGAAUCGUACGCAAGAGAUUCCUAUGCCUGGGCUGGGGGCUGCCUGCUCUGGUGGUGGCCUCAUCUGUGGGUUUUACAAAGUCCAACGGAUAUGGAACGAUUCACUAUUGCUGGUUGUCGCUGGAGGGUGGGCUCCUCUAUUCCUUCGUGGGGCCUGCAGCAGUGGUGGUGCUGGUGAACAUGAUCUUGGGAAUUGUGGUUUUCAACAAGCUGGUGGCCAAAGACGGCAUUGCAGACAAAGCACUCAAGCACAGAGCAGGGGCGUCGCUAUGGAGCUCCUGCGUGGUGCUGCCGCUGCUCGCCCUCACGUGGAUGUGCGCUGUGCUCGCCAUCACCGACCCGCGCUCCUUCCUCUUCCCCGUCCUCUUCUGCGUCUUCAACUCGCUGCAGGGUUUGGUCAUCUUUGUCGUCAACUGCAUCCUCAAAAAGGAGGUUCAAAAUGCAUUUAAGUUUCGUAUCACGGGUCGCCUUGAUCCAAGUGAAGCUUGCGGCUACUUCCCCAAUGGGCAAGCUCAAAUUAUGACGGAGUUUGAAAAAGACAUCGACCUCACGUGUCAAUCAGUUUCUGGAACUCUGUCCCGGGCUGAAAAAAACCGAGAAAAGUCGCACCAUUCAAAGCAGGCGAGCCUGCCUGAGAGCGCGCUCACAGUGAUAUCGGGCAAGGAGACCGCUGUGUACCCAGCUGCCUCCAAGAAGAGCAGGCAGAGGCGGCACCGGGAAGGCACCGGCUCCGCUCGCAGCAUCUGGCGUCACAUCCACAGGUAUCCGACGGACAAGGACGUGUCGUCGGGGGGAGAGGUGCAGCUGUCCCAGAUGCCCACGGCAGAUCCGCAGUGCAGCAGCAGCAGCGCGACUUUCAUGCAGCAGCAUUUGCAGGCUGGCCAACAACACACGUCCACCUCGCCCAUGGAUCGAUCCACCCACCAGCAAAUGCUGACUGUCGAGGCGGAAUCCAUCGCUCGCUCGCCAGAUAGACAAAAAAGUAAAUAUUCUGAAAUCGACAUUCAGAGGAUCAUGCACACACGCCAGCGACACAGCGAGAUGUUCCAGGAGAUGAAUCAAAAAUUCCAGUCCCUGGAGAGGAAACGCAAGAAUCCUGACGACAGCAUUGACGUCGUAUAGCGCGAACCAAGUUGAACAAGUCAUCGUUUGUGAAAUGGCAAAUGGAUUCACUGUUUAAGAGGCACAAGGAUAUAAACGUUGAGUCACCAUUGAACUGCAGAAAUUUCCGCAUCCUUUUAUGUCCAUCAAAAAAAAAUAAACACUUCUUCUGUACCGACUUUUUGCUUGGGGGUAUUGUGUGAUCGCAAGAGAAUGAGCAUGGCAGCAGAGAGAAGAACAAAUGUAGCGAUGUUAACGAGGUUAUUCUACAAUUCUCCCUUUUACAACAAUGUAAAAAGUAAUGUAUUAUAUGUUGAUGACCAUUGCUUGAAUAACAAGGCUUCAUGUUGUACAUGACACACUAUAAUGUAACCUCUGAACUACAAACUGGAUUUCUUGGCGUUCAGAGACGAUAUUCAAGAGGUGAGAAGACAGUAAACCACAUUGCGCAUUAAACAUCUGCCCCAUAUAUAGAUACGAUAUGAAUAUGGAAAACACCAGCUGAAAUUAACCAAGUUGGUCCCCAGUUCGGUAUAUAUGUGAAUGCUUUAGCUGCGUUAUAUUUUGUUUUAAAAAAUAUAACUUAAGCAUUGUGUCAUUAUUUUGGCUGAAAAUAAAGACAAAAGGGCUCCGUGUAGGUCAUUGUCGGAGGUAGUUGACACGGUUGUGUUUUACCUCGUAUUUAUUCGUGCGUUUUGGUUCCCUUAUUCAUUUUAAAAUAUUAAUGUUACGUAUACAGUACUGUAUAUACCUGAUUACUAUUGCUUUGCAGCUUUACUUUAAAAAACUAAAAUUCUUACAAGAAAUUCCAUCUUCUUUGGGGGAGAAAAAUACAAAUUUAUUACAGCUGCGAUUUGCACGGGGCUCUUCCUUGUCUGUGAAUAGAGAGGAGUUUUAGUUUUUUUCUCGUUGCAUGCUCAAGGACCUGUGUUUUUGUGUUGUUGGACAAUGAUAACUCUAUGGUAUGCUGUUUGGAGACUGUACACAUCUCUACUUUGCUGUGUAAUCUGUGGUCGUAGACAUUUGCUUCAUUUUAAGCGGAAUGGUUUUUACUUUGUGCUGUAAUUGCAUUUUUGGGUUGUGUGUAGUUGGGCAAUUAGUGAAUCUCAAUCGACUUCAAAAGAAAGCUAUGCAAUUUUAAGAGUUACUUUCAAAUUAUAUUAAAUUUACUGUAUACUGCAUUGUAAUUACAUAAAUUUCCACUUAAAAUGAAGUGAGAGAUACAAAUAAAAUAAACUCAAAUUUUUC
Messenger RNA from Lethenteron reissneri (Far Eastern brook lamprey), 5578 nucleotides. Its product is annotated as adhesion G protein-coupled receptor B1-like. Gene Ontology annotation, cellular component: plasma membrane; dendrite; postsynaptic density. Gene Ontology annotation, molecular function: G protein-coupled receptor activity. NCBI's taxonomy places the organism in Eukaryota, Metazoa, Chordata, Hyperoartia, Petromyzontiformes, Petromyzontidae. The record is from RefSeq and is a predicted model, not a curated record. Gene Ontology annotation, biological process: cell surface receptor signaling pathway; adenylate cyclase-activating G protein-coupled receptor signaling pathway; negative regulation of angiogenesis.